Plasmopara halstedii is the source of this 1872-nucleotide messenger RNA. RefSeq names its product hect e3 ubiquitin. The transcript is spliced from 4 exons. Bases 1 to 1872 code for a protein of 623 amino acids. NCBI's taxonomy places the organism in Eukaryota, Oomycota, Peronosporomycetes, Peronosporales, Peronosporaceae. Gene Ontology annotation, molecular function: ubiquitin-protein transferase activity. The record is from RefSeq and is a predicted model, not a curated record.
AUGGAAGCCAAUUUCUUACGGCAACAGGCAUUGCCUGAGACCAUGCUACGACAGGAUGUGAUUGCCAGUGACCAAGACAUGAAUAAUUUGUGGGAAUGUGAUGUCUGUUCUUUUAAGAGCUACGAUGCUCAUAACACUUGCAUGCUUUGUGGCACUGAUCGCUCUUUUCGAUUGAUCGAAAAUACAAAUAGAUUAGCAAGUGGGUCUGGCAGUGAACACAGCAACAUGCCGUCAUCUGCCUCUAAUGCCAAAUAUAUGCUUUAUAUGGAAGAAAAGGAAAAUGCGAUGACUCGUAGUGCAGUAAACCGGGGUCCUCCUAUUGGGUCUAAGUCAAUGGCUAGGUCGAAUCGUGAAAUGUUUAAGCGGAAGCUUAGUGCACUUAAUCUUCGGCAGCAAUCGGCGCGGCGUCGACACGAGUGGUCGCGCGAACGUAACGACGACGGAGAAUUGGUCUGGGUUAGAAAAAAAUAUUUUAUGGACCGCAAGGCACUUAAAACUCUUCGAAAUAUGGACAGUUUGCGGAGCCAAUCGUCAGUGUCUUUGCGCGACUCGAUCCUAUCAAACGGAAGUGUAAAUUCGGUCGGUAUAGUGUCGAAGAUUGUAAUAUCGCCUAAGAACCCGACGGGUCGAUUGUCUCUUGAGACGGCCGAAGGUGCUCGAGCCUUUCGCUGCUCCGACAGUUCGGAGUUCUCGCAAGAUGAAUUGGGGCAGGUCGCAUCGCUUCCAUUUCAGCAAAAACACGCAUGGUUUGUUCAGCACACUGCUGCAAUGGAGGUUCCUUGGGAAUACGGACACUUAUUGCUUGAAAUUGAACGGGAUAAUUUACUUCACAAUUCGUGCGAGCAAUUAUUAUGGGCGACUCCAGCUCAGUUGCACCAAUCGCUUCGGAUAAAAUUUGCUAAUGAACCGGGAGUGGAUGCAGGUGGUUUGGUGCGCGAGUGGUUUACUUUAAUGACAAAAGAAGUAUUUGACGAUGCGACGGGUCUGUUUUGCAGAAGUGGAAAUGGUGAUGGUCUCAUGAUCAACCCCGCCUCCGCUGAAGCUAGUGUCGACCACCUGAUGUAUUUUCAAGCUAUUGGUCGCUUCAUCGGACGAGCGCUUUUUGAAGGGAUUCUCAUCGAUGCGCACUUAGCAAUUCCGGUGUGUAAGCAUAUUCUCGGUGUUCCCAUUACUUUUUCGGACCUUCAAUUCGUGGAUAAUGACUUAUACAAAAAUCUUAAAUGGUUGCGAGACAAUACUGGCGUGGAAUCGUUGGCCCUUGAUUUUACGGUUAAUGUCGACCAAAUGCCGGACAAAAUGAAGGUGGUAGACUUGUUACCAAACGGUUCCGACAUUCCUGUUACUGAUGACAACAAGAUGGAGUACAUAACCUUGCGCUUCAAGUGGGUCGUUGCAACCAGCAUUUCCCAGCAACUUGGCUCAAUAAUGCAAGGACUUUUUUCUAUAAUUCCUGUGGAGCUGCUCUCUGUCUUUGAUCAUCAAGAGUUAGAACUCCUUAUAUGUGGCAUUCCCGACAUCGACGUUCAAGACUGGAAAACUCACACUACAUAUGUGGGGGAGCGCGAUGAGCGUGUUAUCACGUGGUUUUGGAAUUGUGUACAUGAAUUUUCGAAUGAGCAGAAAGCACGUUUGCUUCAAUUUACAACUGGUUCAGCUCGGGUACCUGUGCAAGGCUUUAAGGCACUAACCAUGAAUGACGGACGCAUUUGUCCUUUUGCGAUCCAAUGUGUAAACGCGGAUGAGUGCUUAUAUCCGCGAGCCCACACAUGCUUCAAUCGCAUCGAUUUGCCACGAUAUAGCGUCGAAAAGGACUUGCGCAUUGCGCUAUCCCUCGUGAUUCAAAUGGAAGUUACUGGUUUUACGAUUGAAUAA